AAUUCGCAGCCCACUUUCCUUAAUUCUCACCGUCGCCCCAACACUUCUUCCACUCUCCGAAGUUUUCCCUCCCAACCAACACUUUCCUCUCUAGUCCCUUCACCCCUUGACCAUCCCACAAAGACCACAAAGAAACAAAGGGGCCACGCGAAACUGGGAGAGAAACAAAGAAAAGGAAAACAAAAGGAAGGAAACUCGACCGAACUGAGGCUCCAAUUCGAGAAAUCAGUGUUAGAAAUCGACAAUUUUCCGUGAUCUAGUUUUCCGUCUCUGAGCUGAAUGAGUGAAAGAGGGAAAAAAGAGAAGCAAACGGAGAAAAAGGAGAGAAUGAAAAACAUUUUCAAGAAGCUUCACAUAGGGAGCAGUAGCCACGAUCCUAACCGAUCCAAUGAGAUUCCGCCAACUGUCCCCUCGCCGUCGUGCGCCACUGAUCACCGUGCUGCUGUAGCAUCACAGAAUACUGGCGUAUCUCCGGCAAGCCCGUCACCGUCGUCCUCUCCCUCUGCGGCACCGUCUGUCGCUCCGUCUGGUGUCGGCGGCGCCGCCGCUGCGAUCGUCAACCGGCAGGACUUCUUCUCGUCGGAAGAGGAGUUUCAGGUGCAGUUGGCCCUAGCAAUCAGCGCUUCGAACUCGGAUUUCGGUGGCGAUCGCGAGAAGGAUCAGAUCCACGCGGCGACGCUGCUGAGUCUUGGAGGACACCGAAUUGAUUCGGCGAGGAGCAAGGAUGAGGUUGCCGAGGCGCUGUCGAGGCAGUACUGGGAUUACAAUGUGCUUGACUAUGAGGAAAAAGUGGUAGAUGGUUUUUAUGAUGUUUUUGGGCUUUCUGCUGAUUCUGCAAUGCAAGGAAAGAUGCCAUCCCUAAGAGACCUCGAAACAGACCCUGGGGAUUCUAGCUAUGAAGUGGUCAUAGUUAAUCGAACAGUUGAUCCUGCCUUGGAAGAGCUAGUGCAAAUUGCACAUUGUAUUGCAUUAGACUGCCCUGUCACCGAGGUUGGUAUUUUGGUACAAAGGCUUGCUGAACUUGUUACAAGCCAUAUGGGUGGUCCUGUAAAGGAUGCUAGUAUUAUGUUGGCAAGAUGGACGGAAAGGAGUACGGAAUUAAGGACAUCACUUUCAACAAGUUUAUUGCCUAUUGGGUCCUUAAAUAUUGGGCUCUCUAGACAUCGUGCGUUGCUUUUCAAGGUAUUGGCCGACAAUAUUAAGAUGCCUUGUAGGCUGGUAAAAGGUAGUCAUUAUACUGGUGUUGAGGAUGAUGCUGUCAACAUUAUAAAGUUAGAGGAUGAAAGGGAGUUUUUGGUUGAUCUCAUGGCUGCUCCUGGAACCCUUAUCCCAGCUGAUAUUUCAAGUACAAAAGAUAGUGCCUUUAAAUCUUACAAUCCAAAGGUUGUGCCAAGUUUACCUUCCUCUAAUGAAAUUGGGUCUUAUUCAACACCUAUUCCUGCUGAUGAAGGUAGUAGUCAAAAUUCUGUAUUAAGAAAUCAUUCACCACCAUGGAAUGAAAAAUUAUAUUUUGAAAAGCCUGAGUAUGCACGACCUAGCUUGGGUUUCAGCAAAGACGCUGGUGUUGGUCCUUCUAAGAUACCUAAUAAAAGAAAUACGGAAAUUUCACCACCAUACUCUGGUGCUUCUCUGUACAAAGGGACUCUUGGAAUGAAUGCAGUUGGUGAUGGGAUGAGAUUAAAUGUAAAUGUUGUACCAUAUGCUCAGAACAACCCCAAUGAUUCUCAUAGCCUUUUUGCAGAUCUUAAUCCAUUUCAGAUAAAAGGAACUGGGAAGACAUCUGUGCAUAAUAUACCUGUUGAAAAUAAAGCUCCUGAGCUCCAGAGUACAAGAAAAAAUACUAUUCCUGGGCAACCCCCUGUACCAUGGAAGAAUUGUUAUGCUUACAAUGAAGUUUCCAGGAAAAAUAAUCGUAAUCCUAAUGACUACAGUCCUACAUUAUUAGUUUCUAAUAAUUCUUCCGUGUCUGAAAAGGUUAAUCUCAGUGGUAGAAAAUCACCAUACAGUUCAAAUGUAAAUAAUAACAUAAAUGUUCAAACUCCACCGCAAGUUACUGGUUCCAUGAUAGCACCUGCAGCAAUUGAACAGAACUGGAUUCAGGAUCUUAAUGCUGAUCACAAUGGGGGACAUGUGGAGCAUUCUCAGAAUGUCAUGUCAGAGGCUUUUAAAGAACAUGAAAACAGUGAAAUCAGAGAUAUUGACUGGAGGGCGUGCACACAUGACAGAUUCAUGGGAAGCAAUUUAAAACUAAAGGAACCAGAGAGUCCUAGUUCAUCAGUUGAUUCUAUUUCAAACAGGCCCAGGGUUGAUCCAAAUCCACCAAUGUUGGAUGAUGUAGAUGUUGGUGAAUGCGAGAUUCCAUGGGAGGAUCUGGUUAUUGGAGAAAGAAUUGGUCUAGGUUCAUAUGGCGAGGUAUACCAUGCAGACUGGAAUGGCACAGAAGUUGCUGUGAAGAAAUUUUUGGACCAGGAUUUUUCAGGUGCUGCCUUGUCUGAAUUCAAAAGAGAAGUACGGAUAAUGCGUAGACUGCGUCAUCCAAAUGUUGUUCUUUUUAUGGGUGCUGUUACCCGUCCCCCCAAUCUUUCAAUUAUUUCAGAGUUUCUUCCAAGAGGAAGCUUGUACCGAAUUCUUCACCGGCCUAAUUGUCAGAUUGAUGAGAAACGAAGGAUAAAAAUGGCUCUGGAUGUGGCCAGGGGAAUGAAUUGCUUACACACUAGCACACCAACUAUUGUUCACCGUGAUCUGAAGUCCCCAAAUCUUUUGGUUGAUAAGAACUGGAAUGUUAAGGUAUGUGAUUUUGGUUUAUCACGCCUGAAGCACAACACAUUUCUAUCAUCCAAGUCAACUGCUGGAACGCCUGAAUGGAUGGCUCCUGAAGUUCUCCGCAAUGAACCCUCAAAUGAGAAGUGUGAUGUUUACAGUUUUGGGGUCAUCCUAUGGGAGCUUGCGACUCUAAGGUUGCCAUGGAGUGGAAUGAAUCCUAUGCAAGUUGUUGGUGCUGUAGGUUUCCAGAACCGUAGACUUGAUAUUCCCAAGGAAGUUGAUCCUUUAGUUGCAAGAAUAAUCUGGGAAUGUUGGCAACAGGAUCCAAAUUUGCGUCCCUCUUUUGCACAGCUCACAGUGGCACUAAAAUCCCUUCAGCGUCUAGUUAUCCCAUCUCAUCAAGACCAGGUAGCAUCACCUUUGCCGCAGGAGAUUUCUGUAAAUUCCACCCCCUGAAAUGUCUCACUUUCUCAAGUGUCAAUAACUAGGCUAUCUUCGUAGUUUACUUAUGUGAGUAUAAAGUUAUUAAAUGGAACAAGAGAACAAUAAGAGCCAAAGAGAAGAAAGAUUAAAAAAGAAAAGGAAAAAAGAUUAUAUGAAAUCUUGUAACGGCAAAUAUUUGUGUUUAGAAUUGUAUCAAUUGUUGCUGCAGCCAAAACUACUGCAGUGCCAUUUUGUAUGUAUUAGCAUGUCCGAGGAACCAAAACUCGGUAGUAUAUGUAAAUUGCUGUACCUCA
Molecule: messenger RNA, 3500 nt
Organism: Arachis stenosperma
Lineage: Eukaryota; Viridiplantae; Streptophyta; Magnoliopsida; Fabales; Fabaceae
Product: serine/threonine-protein kinase EDR1-like
Exons: 13
Coding region: 280-3219 (979 amino acids)
Biological process (GO): protein phosphorylation
Molecular function (GO): ATP binding; protein kinase activity
Source: RefSeq, a predicted model, not a curated record